UGUUACAUCGCAUGGAGAGCAGCAAGUGCCUGAACAUCCCUGACAUGCCACUGAAGCACAGAACCAGAAAACCUGGACACGGACCGAAAACUCCACAACCUGCUCCUUUAUUCACGCAUUUCUAUCAUCACUGCAUCACUGGUUCUGAACUGAGAAACUGGAGCCACAGCUUUAGGAAAGUCACAGCCAAAUGACUGAAUCUAUUUUUGUGUGAUUUAACUAACUUUGUGGAUUUUGGAUCAAAUCACAUCCUUACUGAAAAGGGUGAAACCUGUGGCAGAAAAAUCCCAACAAGAUAAACUUCAUCUGCAUGGACUUUUGCUUCACUUCAGAAAAGACACCAGCAGCUGGAAUAAAAGAGACACAACUUUUGUCUUCAUGCCAAGGAUCUCUGCGAGGUCUCGGCUGGAACACCAGUGAACUUACAAAGUGUUAGAAGAGAAAGAGAGGGUGAGAGACAGAGAAAAGAGUAGAGAGAGAGAGAGAGAGAGAGAGAGAGAGAGAGAGAGAGAGAGAGAGAGAGAGAGAGAGACGGAUCAUCCGAGGAGAGAGACAGAGAAGGAGGGGAGGAAAAGAAGGGAACCCUAGACACCUGCAGUGAAAUUGCCUACUUCUCGAGGUCAGGCUCGGAUGCAUCCAGCCGGUGUAGGCUGUAGGUGCCUGAAAUGGCCUUUCAUCAGGGGUGUUUGAGUCUCUCUCUCCAGCUCCUCCUGUUGUUUACUGCCAUGUUGCACUACCAGGCUCGGCCUUUCUUUGGCCCACCUACAGUUAAUGUGGCUGUGGUGUUCAGCAGCUCUGGCCACCAAGGGGAAAUAAAGGGACGUCUGAGCCGGGAGAACUUCCUCGACCUGCCGCUGGAUGUGAACCCCAUCACUGUGCUAGUAAAUGAUACAAGCCCUAGUGCGCUGCUUACACGCCUCUGUCAGACGAUGGCUGCUGAGAGCCUCCAUGGUGUAGUGUUUGAGGAUAAUGUUGACUCAGAGGCUGUAGCUCAAAUCUUAGACUUUCUCUCCUCCCAGACUUCAAUACCCAUAGUUGGCAUCAAUGGGGGUUCUGCCCUAGUCAUCCCUCACAAGGCUGACGGUUCGAAUUUCCUCCAGAUGGGAGCUUCCAUUGAGCAGCAGAUCAAUGCUAUGUUCAAAGUAAUGGAGGAAUACAACUGGGGCAGCUUUGUGGUGAUCACCAGCCUUUAUCCAGGCUAUGAAAACUUUGUGGACUAUAUCCGCUCUUUCACAGACUCCAGCUACUUUCUUUGGGAGCUGCAGGAUGUGCUAAGCUUCGAGAUGUCAGUGGGUGCCAAUGACAUCCGCUCACGGCGUCUGCUGCAACAGGUGGACGCUCAGGUGUAUUUGGUGUACUGCUCACACGAGGAGGCUCAGUAUCUGUUCAGGAUAGCAUCUGAUGUCGGACUCUUGGGUCCUGGGUACAUUUGGGUCAUCCCCAGCUUGGCAGUAGGAAACCCAGAGGCUUCACCUCCAGACAGUUUUCCAAUCGGGGUCAUCAGCAUAAUUUCAGAUCACUGGAGAAAAACUCUGCGUCAAAGGGUGAGGGAAGGAGUGGCUGUGGUGGUGCAGGGGGUGUACAGUUUCCACAAACAUAGAGGACUUGUUCCUGAACUGCACAGUCAAUGUAACAGUUCAACAAAAUCCUAUGACCACUAUUCACUUUUUAGACAUAUGCUCAAUGUGACAUGGGAGCACAGAGACUUGUCUUUCAAUGCUCAAGGCUAUCUCACAAAUCCCUCAAUGGUGAUCAUUGCUUUGGACAGAGAGAGACUCUGGGACAAGGUAGGGAGUUAUGAAGCAGGAAUUCUGCACAUGCGGUACCCAGUUUGGCCUCGCUAUGGCAGCUUCUUGGAGCCUGUGUCUGAUAACCGUCACCUGACAGUGGCCACUCUAGAGGAGAGGCCCUUUGUCAUUGUGGAGAGUGUCGAUCCAAGCACAGGGACAUGUGUGAGGAACACCGUGCCCUGUCGUCGCCAGGCUAACAGGACCGAAGUUGGUAUAGGUCAUUCUGAGCCUUACACCAAACUGUGCUGCAAGGGCUUCUGUAUCGACAUUCUCAAGAAGCUCUCGCGCACCAUCAAGUUCUCCUAUGAUCUCUACUUGGUCACCAAUGGUAAACAUGGGAAGUUGGUCCGAGGCAUCUGGAAUGGGAUGAUAGGCGAGGUCUUCUACAAGCGUGCAGAUAUGGCUAUCGGAUCACUCACUAUUAAUGAGGAGCGUUCAGAGAUCAUUGACUUUUCAGUGCCAUUUGUGGAGACUGGGAUUAGUGUCAUGGUAGCUAGAAGCAAUGGCACUGUCUCCCCAUCCGCCUUUUUAGAGCCUUAUAGCCCAGCGGUGUGGGUCAUGAUGUUUGUUAUGUGCCUGACUGUUGUGGCUGUAACAGUCUUCAUCUUUGAGUACUUUAGCCCUGUUGGGUACAACCGUAGCCUAGUCAAUGCCAAAGAGCCCGGGGGUCCCACAUUCACUAUUGGAAAGUCAGUCUGGCUGCUAUGGGGAAUUGUCUUCAAUAACUCUGUCCCUAUAGAAAACCCUAAAGGAACAACCAGCAAGAUUAUGGUGCUAAUUUGGGCCUUCUUUGCUGUCAUCUUUCUAGCCAGUUACACUGCAAAUUUAGCUGCCUUCAUGAUCCAAGAGCAGUAUAUUGACACUGUAUCUGGGCUCAGUGACAAAAAGUUUCAGAAGCCCCAGGAGCAUUACCCCCCUUUUCGCUUCGGCACAGUCCCAAAUGGCAGCACUGAGAGAAACAUUCGCAGCAAUUAUCCAGACAUGCACAGCCACAUGACCAAAUACAACCAAAAAGGAGUGGAAGAGGCGCUCAACAGUCUCAAAACAGGGAAGUUGGAUGCCUUCAUAUAUGAUGCUGCAGUGCUUAAUUACAUGGCUGGCAAGGACGAGGGCUGCAAGCUGGUGACCAUUGGCAGUGGGAAGGUGUUUGCUACAACAGGCUAUGGCAUUGCUCUGCAGAAGGACUCCCGCUGGAAACGCCCCAUAGACCUGGCUCUCCUCCAGUUCCUGGGAGAUGGGGACACACAGAGGCUAGAAACUGUAUGGCUGUCUGGAAUAUGCCAGAAUGAGAAGAAUGAGGUGAUGAGUUCCAAACUGGACAUAGACAACAUGGCAGGCGUCUUCUACAUGCUACUGGUUGCUAUGGGUCUUAGUCUGCUUGUCUUUGCCUGGGAACAUCUGCUUUAUUGGAAAAUCAGACACUGUGUGCACAAAUCUGAACGUCUAGACUUCCUUCUGGCCAUAAGCAGGGGAAUUUACAGCUGCUUUAAUGGUGUUGAAGACAUGGGAAGAUCAGGAAACCUGCAGAAUCUUGACAUCACAGCAAACUAUGCCCAGGCGAACAUGCUUAAAAUGCUUCAGACUGCCAAAGACAUUGUAUCCUCAGCAAAGGUUGAGAAUUCUCUGGACAAGGCAACAAAAACCAUUGAGAACUGGGGUCGGAAAGGUGGAAGCUUGCCUGCCCGUAUUCCACAGGUGACCACCACUGAGACCCUGCCAGCUCAUCUGUCUUACAUUACUAACAUCACAGAAAACCACUCAUCCCUUGGGCAGCGCUCUUUACCACCACAAUUCCCACAACAUUAUACCGAAACUACCAGUCCACCACAUGGAUCUACCCAAAGACUAUUACCACACCCAACUCCGCUACACUACACCGUCCCGUCCCGAACUGGUGGCAUGUAUAAUGGGCUGCUACCAAUAUCUAGCAUUAGCACACCUCAUUUAGCAACAUAUGACAUGCAUCCCCAAAAGUCAGCCAAAAUGCCCCCUCGUGUCAUGUCACAUAAAGAUCUACAGGCACCAGACAUAUUUGCUGAGCAUCAGGAACCUUGCAACACCUUUGUAGGACCCAGAUGGAAAAAGAGAGCCCAAAGUUGUCUUGAGGAGUCUGUGGAUCUUAGAGGAUUACACGAUGACAAAGGCCACAAUGUGUGUCAAGCAGAAGUCCAAGCAAACCAUUUUGCACAUGAUGUACACCCUUCUUCAAUGGAAAGCCCUUAUCAUCCAGGAGAUAUUUCCUGUAAUUCCUGCAUUAAGACGUAUGUUGAUUAUGGGGAUGGCAUGCCUUUAAUAGGAAAGAGAAAAAUCCAUCGCAGGCCCUCAUUCCUUAAAGCCACCUGGGGCCCAGGAAGAGUGCGGUUUCCAAAUGAAAGGCCUUUUGACCCAGACUCAUGUCGAGUUAACAUGCCAGACCUUUUUCCUUUCACAGAAGUUUAUGGAAGAGGGAGAAAUAACAAUUACCACCCUUUGCCUGUGGAACACAUUUACCUUCACUCAUACCGCCGUCAGCCAAGAAAGGGUCAUAAGUUAAGGCAUUCCCAAUCUACCUAUCUGCCCUCUUACAGGGAAGCAGUACAUCAUAAUGCCAUGGGUGUGAGGAGGGCUUCCAGCUUUGUACAUAGACAAUACUCCUACCCUGACCUUCCUGCCUACCAGAGACCACUGCCAUAUGGACCAGCAGAACUGUGCAACAUUUUCCCCUGCAUGGGCCAUCCCAGUGACAGUGGGUAUAGGGGGUAUAGGUCUUCUGUACACUUGCAGGAUGGCCAUCUGCUCCCUGUUCCAGGCAGCAGGGUGCUUUACAGGGUCGGCUCCGCAGGUGUACCUCUGACAUGGGGAAGGAUCUCUAGUCUGGAGUCUGAGGUUUGACCGUUCAAACGUAAUUAUUUAUUUUCCACACAACUAUCUGCAGUGCCAAGCUUUGAAACUGAAUUGCAGAAACCAGUUUGAAAACUAUCUGUGAUUCCUUCCAAAAAGAACUGCACACUGAUAAACUUUGGGCUUUCUUUUAUUCAACAAAGUGCAAUAAUACAGAGAUUGUAAAAGAAUUUUUAAACAAUUAGUGUGAUAUAAAUAGUUCAUAUUAUAUGUAGUGAAGUGUCUUUUUUUUAUUUGAAAUAAAUUUGGCAAUGAUCCAGGUAAUCAGCUAUAACACUUAAUUUUAUAAGCCCUUAAGACAUUCAAAAAUAUUUUCCAGCCCUCACACACACACACACACACACACACACACACACACACACACACACAUGUUCCCUCUCUUCCCACACAUUGUAGGGUGAAUCAAAUGGUAUUCUAUUAUUAGUAUUAUCAAGUACCUCCGAUGCUUUAAUAAAUCACAAAAGCCUAUUUAAUAGAUACCAUAUAAUUUGUGGCUUUUUAAAAAGGGGUAACUAAAAGACUUGUCUGAAUGCUACCUUCUGCAUUCAGUAUUACUUUAUACUUUAGGUAUUGUGAUUAAAAUAUAGUUCUUCAAUGUCCAUUAUUAUGUACCUCGUUAUAUAAGAACCACUAUAAAAAUUUACGUGUUGACCAGUAAAAAAGUUCUCUUCUAAAUGUUUUAGUAAUUUUUGUGUUCACAUGAGAUUUUAUUUUUUACAAUAACUACAAUCAUGUUCACACUCCCAUUCUCAUUUGUACCUGUACUUAAAACAAAUAAAAUGAAAUCUGCAGUUAUAGUUUAUUACAGCUGUAAGUAUUUUUCCUCUGUAUUUUCCUCUGUAGAGCUCUAUUGGUGAUUAACAGUACAGUAUAACAUCCCCAUAUUAGCCUACAUUUUAAAUGUAAAGCCUUCAGUGGUAGAGAAAGGAAGAUGAACAUGGAGAGCUAAAUAAAAAGACCCUUAAAUGUUUCGAACAGAGUAAAAGCCUUCCAUUGUGAAUGCUAAAGGUUAUAAGCAGCU
Messenger RNA from Tachysurus fulvidraco (yellow catfish), 5691 nucleotides. It is a transcript of the gene grin2cb, whose product is annotated as glutamate receptor, ionotropic, N-methyl D-aspartate 2Cb. The coding region runs from base 666 to 4661 and encodes 1331 amino acids. Gene Ontology annotation, molecular function: NMDA glutamate receptor activity; transmitter-gated monoatomic ion channel activity involved in regulation of postsynaptic membrane potential. Gene Ontology annotation, biological process: long-term synaptic potentiation; monoatomic ion transport; excitatory postsynaptic potential. The transcript is spliced from 14 exons. Gene Ontology annotation, cellular component: NMDA selective glutamate receptor complex; postsynaptic density membrane; postsynaptic membrane. The record is from RefSeq and is a predicted model, not a curated record. Lineage: Eukaryota; Metazoa; Chordata; Actinopteri; Siluriformes; Bagridae.